AUGACUCGAAAAAGCAUGGCCCAGGAGCCUGAAAAGGCGCACCGACUCUCCCUCGCCGAACUGGCCGCCCACGACGACGUGUGUUCAGACGCGCUAAUAGAUAAUGCAUACUACAAGGCGCGAAUACGGAAGAAUCGCACCAAGCAUAUCCCAAUUCGGGGAAUCAAGGAGGAUGAUGUCCCUCGCAUCCUGCUGCACAAAGUCAUUGUUGACAAAGAUCUGGGGGCCGCCGAAAAGGCACUGCUGGCACUCCCUGGUCUGAAAAGAUACAAGAAGAGCCUGCGCUCCAAGCCCGAGCAAGACCAUUUCCUCUCCCACCUUCGAAAGUAUAUCGCAAUGUACCAAACCGACUGCCCCUGGGAAGUCUCUACCACCAACCGUUAUACCAUCACCACGUACGAAGCGGCCGUCACCGCCCGACGACGGAUCAAGCAAGGUGACUCGGUCAAAUACCUUACCGGUACCUUGGUGCCUCUGACCACGGAAGAAUCGGCCGACUUGGACUUGACGAAUCGCAACUUCAGCAUUGUCGUGUCCAGUCGCAAGAAGAACUCGUUGAUAUUCCUGGGCCCUGCCCGCUUCGCCAAUCAUGAUUGUGACGCCAAUGGUCGGCUUGUGACACGGGGUCCUGACGGCAUGGAGGUGGUUGCCAUGAAGAACAUCGAGGUCGGAGAUGAGAUCACUGUCUCGUAUGGCGACGACUACUUUGGCCCUAGCAACAUCGACUGUCUGUGCCAUACAUGUGAAGUGCUUGAACGCAAUGGCUGGACCUCGAAAGCCGCGAUCCUCGAGCCUGGGAGCCACGCCUCGACCCCUGCGCGAGAUCUAGCUGCCAGUCUUCAACCACGCGGUUUGAAACGCAAACGGGAGUCUGAGUCUUCCUCGCAAUCUUCUUCAGCUGUUCCAUCGAAGCACUUGAAGGUUACUCAAUCCCCGUCCAAAUUACAACAUUCGUGGACCCCGCCCGGUACCUCCGACUCCGACAAUACCGAAGACACUGCUGUCGGGGAAUUGUCGGAGCCGGUCAAACCCCUUUCAACUUUGGUGUCCGGAGAGGAAACAACGCUCUCGCCGCCUCAUAGCCCGUCGAGAUUAACUGAGCGAGGAGAUGCCGAUGACUCGAAUCUGGAUGUACCACUGCCACCUUUGGGGGUAUUAUCCCACUCGCCGAUCGCGAAGCAGAAGUCACCCGGCAGUUCCAAAUCCCGAAAAGGCCUGCGUGAAAGCAAGAUGACCGCUAGACUACUUGGAAAAAUCUCUUCACGCGCUCCCAUAUCACCGGCCCCGACAUCUCCAUCCAGUUACGGAUCCGCAAACGAGGCGGGGGCUUCGACCCACCAAAUUCCGCUCAGUGGGAGUGCCAUUACAAUCAAGGUCGAGUCGAUGGAAGUGACGAAGCUGGAAGCAGAUGAGGAUACCAUCGUCGUUUCCUCGUCCCCCCAAGACUUCGCGAGAGUACCAGAGCAACUUCUUCGUGUUGACAGUGAGGUUGAGAACACCGAGGUCCCUCCUGAGUCCACCCACGCCCCAAUACCACACGCUGUGUCAACGCUUUCAACAACGACCAUCAGCAGAGAUGUCCAUGGAUCUGGGGAUUCUAACGGUGUGGCCAUGGAAGCAAGUGUAUUGCCGUCAAUCGAACCAACCACCUCAUCGACCACGGUGACCAAAUUGACCGUCCAUCCUGUCACGGGCACGAUCCGCAUUGCAGGAGAUUACAUUUUGACACGAAAGCUGCUGGCGCAACCUCAUGACCGUUGGGUGCAGUGUCACAACGACACGUGCUACGGGUUUUUUGUGCAGCCGAACGGAUAUCAGACCCGGCGCGAGUGCCCUCGAUGUGAACGGCACAGCAUGCUGUACGGGUUUCCCUGGCCCAAGACCGAUCCUGACCCGCGAAAACUCCUUGAACGCUCAGGACGGGGGAAGAAAGCGGCCGCCACCGAAUACAGUGCGUAUCGGCGCAAAGGAAGAUGUGGAAAGGGUACGUGGGUGGAAGGAGCAGGCGACCCGGAAGAAAGAGUCAUGGACCACCGCACCAUCCAUCGGUUUGUGCUGCCUGAAGAAGAGCGAGAGUUGAGCCGAAAAGGGCUUUUGAGGGAAGCGGAGCUGGCGAGAGCUGCAGGCGAUCAUGCGCUGGCUGUGCUGGAGGCCAAAAUGCGGGCUGGGUCGAGAGGACCGGGGACGGAGAGUGCAGCCGGAGACGUGAGCGAGAGUGGCCAUGGCUCUGCGACGCCUGAUGAGGCGAGAAGGAGAAGCAAUCGCUUUGUCACGAGGCCGGUCGGGGUUUACACGGACAAGUACUAG
Capronia epimyces CBS 606.96 is the source of this 2307-nucleotide messenger RNA. Its product is annotated as histone-lysine N-methyltransferase SUV420H. Gene Ontology annotation, molecular function: histone H4K20 methyltransferase activity; protein binding. Gene Ontology annotation, cellular component: nucleus. The coding region runs from base 1 to 2307 and encodes 768 amino acids. NCBI's taxonomy places the organism in Eukaryota, Fungi, Ascomycota, Eurotiomycetes, Chaetothyriales, Herpotrichiellaceae. The record is from RefSeq and is a predicted model, not a curated record. The transcript is spliced from 2 exons.